Oryctolagus cuniculus (rabbit) is the source of this 3589-nucleotide messenger RNA. NCBI's taxonomy places the organism in Eukaryota, Metazoa, Chordata, Mammalia, Lagomorpha, Leporidae. The record is from RefSeq and is a predicted model, not a curated record.
CGACCAGAAUGUCCCUUCUCUAGGUGUUCGCUCGCCUCUCGUGGGGCGCGGGGCUUCGCGUCCCCGUGGCGGCGGGCCCAGGUAGGGCGAGGGCGGGCCCUGGGCGUGCGGCUGCGGCGGCGGGGCCAGAGCAGAGGGCCUGCACGGCGAGCCUCUGCGGCCUGGACAGGUGAACUCGGCCCAGGAGGGGGCGUUGCCGGGGAAGGGCCCCCUGCAGAGGCCGGCGCGGAACCCGGCCUUAGCCUGCCUACAGCCAGGCUUCUGGACAGAUGAACCCGGGAGAGUUUGCAAAAAACAAAACAAAAACAACAACUGUGUUUGGUUUCAGGGCUUCUGAGCUCCGGGGCGGUUAUCGGCUGUUAGCGUUUGCUGGUUUAGCCCCCACCCCCUUCCUUGAAAUUUUAAGUUUAUUCAUUUCUGUGGGUCUGGCUUGUUUGGCAGGUUUUCCUAGAGUGAAUGACAGACUGCGGGAACUGUUUUCUUUCUUGUUUAGAGGAAUUUUGUCCACUUGCUUUGUUAUUUCCCUUUUCUCUGAAUUUUAAUUUCGUUCCUAGCCGGCGAUGCUAGCUAACGCUUCCUUUUAUACUUAAGCAACGUUGCUAAUCCUAUCUGAUUGAGAAACUUCCAGGAGGAAGACAGAAGACCUAUCUGGUUGACUAUUUCCAAAAAAGGCAUCAAUUCUUCCAGUACUGUUUUUCCACCUGGAGCAAUAUCCAAGUGCAGACUUGUGGAAUAUUUAUGUCUUGUUUCAUGAACUAAACAUUUCUGAGACCCCAUGGGAUUGUCCUCUUUACUCUGUUAAUGCACAGUGGAGCAGGCGUUUUAAUCCCCUGGCUUCAUUUGCCUACUGGGUGGCUGUGCUCAGGACUCUCCCACUCCUCGCUUGGGAAUGCCCAGAGUGCACCAGGUCCCCCUUGCUGGUCAGCUUCUGGUUGGCUCCAACCUGGUCUGACCUCUGGAGGGUGGGCGCACAGGCGGGAAGAGAAACCUCACAGCUGCCUUCCUCAUUGCAGGUGCCUUCUCCGAGAGGAGCGGCAGGGAGGGGACAUGGCCAGGAGGUUGCUGUCUGCCCAGGUGCAGGUGAGUGAAGCUUUCUGCUUUCUUGAACUGCCUUCAGGGCUCACAGAAAAUCAGCUUGUUGAGCUGCUCUGGCCGUGAAGUCCCAGGAGGAAGCAGAGAGCCUAGGAGGGGUCUGUGACAUUCAGGGAUGUGGCCGUGUUCUUCAGCCAGGAUGAGUGGUUGCACCUGGACUCUGCCCAGAGACGCUUGUACCGGGAGGUGAUGCUGGAGAACUACAGCAACCUGCUUUCACUCGGGAUCCUCUUUUCCAAGCCAAAGGUCAUCUCCCAAUUAGAGCAAGCAGACCACUGGCUGGUGAAAAAGGAAGUGCCUCGAGGCACCCGUCUAGGAUGGGAAAGUUUGUUUGCAACCACAGUUCCUGAGGAAAAAAAUCAGGAAGUCAUGAAAAAACUCACAAACGGUCCUUUUGACUUCAUGUUGAGAAACUCCUAUAUAAAUGACAACAGGUUUGAGAAGCAACAAGGCAAAAAGAACACACUUUUCAGGAAAGCAUUGGUUACCGUCAAAAAAACCUACCUGAGGGAAAGGAACUUUAAAGGCACUGAGCUUGGGAAAAAUCUUGAUCUGAAAUCAUCACUUACUAGGAAGCCCGGAAUUGUUUCCAGGGGAAGGAAAGCCCGUUCCCAGCAGUACUCGAUCCUGUUUAAACAACUAGGAGUUAACACAGUGCGUAAAUGCUACAAGUGUAACAUCUGUGGGAAGAUCUUCCUCCACAGUUCUUCCCUGAGUAAGCACCAGAGAAUCCAUACUGGAGAGAAGCUCUAUAAGUGUAAAGAAUGCAGGAAAGCCUUUAGCCAAAGCUCGUCCCUCACCCAGCACCUCCGAGUGCACACUGGGGAGAAGCCCUACAUCUGCCGCGAGUGCGGGAAAGCCUUCAGCUUCACCACUUCUCUCAUUGGACACCAGAGGAUGCAUACCGGAGAGAGGCCCUACAAGUGUGAGGAGUGCGGGAAGACAUUCAAGGGCAGUUCAUCCCUCAAUAACCACCAGCGAAUCCACACUGGAGAAAAGCCCUACAAGUGUAACGAGUGCGGGAGAGCCUUCAGCCAGUGCUCGUCUCUCAUCCAGCAUCACAGAAUUCACACUGGAGAGAAACCGUAUGAGUGCGGGCAGUGCGGGAAAGCCUUUACUUCCAUAUCCCGGCUCAGCAGACACCACCGCAUUCACACGGGGGAGAAGCCCUUUCACUGUAAUGAGUGUGACAAAGUGUUCAGUUAUCACUCGGCCCUUAUUAUACACCAGAGGACUCACACUGGAGAGAAACCGUACGCCUGCAAAGAAUGUGGCAAAGCCUUCAGCCAAAGCUCAGCACUUAUCCAGCAUCAAAGGAUUCACACUGGAGAAAAACCCUACAAGUGCAACGAGUGUGGGAAAGCCUUCUCGUGGAUUUCACGGCUUAAUAUCCAUCACAGAAUUCACACUGGAGAGAAACCAUAUAGUUGCAAAGAAUGUGGGAAAGCUUUCAGUUCCCACUCAGCAGUUAACACUCAUCGGAAAAUUCAUACCGGAGAGAAACCUUACAAAUGUAAUGACUGUGAAAAAGCCUUCAACCAAAGCUCGGCUCUAAUUCAGCACCAGAGAAUCCACACGGGAGAGAAACCCUUUCACUGUGAAGUGUGCGGGAAGGCCUUCAGACAGAGUUCCUCCCUUAUGACACACCUGAGAAUUCACACAGGAGAAAAGCCUUACAAGUGCAAAGAAUGUGGCAAAGCGUUUAGCCAGAGCUCGUCUCUCACCAAUCACCAGAGGACCCACACUCGAGAAGAGCUGUGAGCAAAACGCACGUGGACUCUUCCAACCGAACCGCAUUCCACACCGGAUAUCCAGGACACCCUGGGAAGAAGUGGUGCAGACUAGUUGACUGGGGGUAAAACUUCAGGAGUGAGGCCUCUCAGACAUCAGAGAUUCCGUGAGGAAUGUUAGAAAAGCUUCUGGACAGUGCUCAGUUGGGUGUGCUUACAAUGUCGCUGACUACAAAAUCGAGAAUAUGGAAGACUGAAGGGUUAGUAUUUCUUUUUUAGAGAUGUAUGGUAAUAGCCCCCAACAUUCACAAGCAUUGCUAGAAAGCUGCUGAUGUGUGUAAAAGUCCAGGCUGCAGAUAAAUGCAGCAAUCGAUUUUUAAAACUGCAUUUGAGUAUUAUGCAAGCCAAUUGUACUAGAAAGAAUGCUUUUGGAAAAGAAUUGUACACAGAUGACCCGUAGCUACCUCACUGUCACUACAAAAAGACAAUAUUUUUUAUUGAUCUGAAAGCAGAUUCUGUACUUGGUCUUUGUUAAAAUGUUAGCAUUGCUUCUCUGCUUUCUAAGCCUAUUCACUAUAGAAGAGAAUCACUCUGUUGCUAUGCAGGGGUUCUGUUUUUCGAUUUUUCUUCUUGACUACUUGUUCCAAAGUCUAAAGUCAUUUUAUUUUUAAGUCACAAAGUGCAUGGCAUUUUUUUCACUUGUCUUUCUGAGGAAAGGAUUGCCUUUGCUGCAUUAAACUGAGAAGUAAAGAUUAUUCUGACAGUUA